UGCCAGACCGUGCCGUACUACGAUGAGCGGAUAAAAACCGAGUCCGCAUGGGCGAUCCUUCUCAAACACAUGCCUCCGGACAUGCGAGGCAAUAUUUUCUCACGACACGUGAAGGAUCACCCUGACGACGUCUCCCUGUGGCCUUCAUGGAAGCAAUUCGUCGCGCAAGACCACUCAGCGUGGAUGAGGAUCGUGGACGAUCAGACUAGCCCGGGGGCCCCGUUGGAUCUUGUGGGCGACUCGCGUCUCGGUGUACAUGAACGGGGGACCUACGUUCAGGAAGUCCUCUCGUUCGGCCGCUGCAUCAUAGUCCGCCAGGGGAGGAACGACAAAAAUAACAACAGGGCUUUCAGCGUGCGGUGUCAAGGCCAUGUGCGUAAGAUUCAUGGUGUCAUUGGAGGCACCGUCUCGCGGGACGUGACAUAUAUGUUUCUGCAACUCGAGCUGAAGACUUGGCUCGUUGUGGAGGUCAAUGGAAAGCGUCAAGAUGAAGGACUAAGGACAGUGUUUGAAGUGGUCAAGCGGGGAUGUAUACUUCUUGAGAACGUACCAUCAUUUUCUCCUCGUCGUACUGUGACUGUGAUGUACACUAGUAGCUCUUAAACAAAGCUUCACUAGGUCGUGGUGGAAAGACUCG
This is a messenger RNA of Phanerochaete carnosa HHB-10118-sp, 637 nucleotides long. RefSeq lists its product as uncharacterized. The transcript has a single exon. NCBI's taxonomy places the organism in Eukaryota, Fungi, Basidiomycota, Agaricomycetes, Polyporales, Phanerochaetaceae. The record is from RefSeq and is a predicted model, not a curated record. The coding region runs from base 70 to 603 and encodes 177 amino acids.